AUGAAUAAUAGUAAUAGUAAUAAUAAUAGUAAUAAUAAUAAUAAUAAUAAUAAUAGUAAUAAUAGUAAUAAUAAUAAUAACUUCUUUUCAGGUAAAGCAAAUGCUUUAUCAGGUUACCAAAAUAAAAUCUUAAAUAUCAAAAGUAAUAAUAAUAAUGCUCACCAUUUUGUAAAUAAAAAUGUUCCGACUUAUUCUCCCUCCAAUAUUAUUAUGGCAAAUAAGAAAGGCGGAAAUUUUAAUAACACAUCAGGAAAUAUAAUCAAUAGAUAUAAUGUAGAAAAUAAUAAUCAUCGGAUUUCUUAUCAUCCUAGUAACAAUAAUACUAGGAAUAGUGUUAAUUUUUUAAAUAAAAAUGUAUUAUAUGGUAAUAACAAUAAUAAUAAUAAUAUAAAUAUAACAAGCAUUAGUAAUAAUAAUAAUAAGGCACCCAUUUCGUCUAAUCAGCAUCCAUAUCAACAAAAACAAUCACAUCAUCUUAAUAAUAGUAUUAAUUAUAAUGAAUAUAUGGAUGAAAAAAAUAUGAAUACUUCUCAAAGUAUAUAUAAAAAUAUGACGAUACAAAGAAAUUCACAACAAUUUAAUACAUCCGAUUUUGUUAAUAAUAUAAAUAUUAUGAACGCAUCAAGUAUCAAUGAACAUAACAAUAUAUACAAAGGUAAUAGUUUAAAUAUUAUAAAUAAUGCACAUAUUAUAUCUAAUAAUAUGAAUAUACAAACGAACCGAAAUAGUAAUAUAUCUUUUCCAAAAAAUAUGAAUGCAAAUAUAGGAGGGUUAAAAAAUUCAAACCGUAAUUUAAAUAAGAUAGAAAUGAAUUACAACACAUUAAACAAUAAUAUGAAUAGUAUAAAUAAAAAUACAAAUAUUACUAAUGUUGGAAUAUUAAAUAUUCCAAUGAAAAAUAAUCCUAUGAAUCUUAAUAUUAAUCAAAACAAUUAUAAUACGGAUUUUUAUUUAAAUGAAAAUAAAGUAAAUUCGAAAAACAAAGAAAAUAAUAAUAACCAUAUAAAUAUUGAAAAAAUGAAUUAUAUUAAAUCAAAUGUAUAUCUAGAUAAUACAUUAGUUCAAGUAAAUUCAAAUAAUAAUUAUAAUAUGGAUAAGAAUAUUUUGAAUAAUAAUAAUAAUAAUAAUAAUAAUAAUACAUAUAUAAAUGAUAAAAAGAAUUCAACUGUAAAUAAUAAUAUGGAUAAUAAUUUCGUUCCUGGUGUUAUGUCUUCUAUCAAUAUACCAUAUGAUAUAAAAAAGAGAAAGAAAAAGGAAAGAAAAAAAAAUGAAAAUUUAUAUAAUAAUAUAAAUAAAAGUAGUAUUAAUACAGAAGAAGAACAUAAUAAUAAUAAUAAUAGUAAUAAUAUUAUAGAUGUUGCAAACCAAAAUAGUGAACUCUUUUUACAAAAUAACAAUCAAUAUGGUAAUAUUAUAAAUAUACAAAAUAAUAAUUUAAGUCAUGAUAUGAAUAAUUAUUCUAUUAACAAUUCUACAACAUCAGAUAUUAUAGGUAUUGUAGAAUUAUAUAAAAAUUCGUUAAGUAGUAAAGCAGUAAACAAGAAAAAGUCCAAAUUAAUUAAAGACGUUAUAGACGAUAAUAAAAAAAGAAAUAAAAAAGAAAAAAAAAAAAACAUUCAAAAUAAUGAAUCCAUAUUAAAUGAUAUGAAUAAAAAUAAAAAUGUUGAAUUAUUAAAUGAACCACAAAUAUUUGAUAAGAAAAAUUAUGAUAAAAAUUAUGAUAAAAAUAAUGAGAUACAUAAUAAUAUUUAUAAUAUUAAUAAUAAUAAUUUAAUUCAUAACAAAAAUAAUAUGAGUAACGACCAUACAAACAUUAAAGAAGCAAAUAAUAACAAUGAUAAAAGAUCUGAACAUUCAGAAAAAAAUAAAGACGUACGUAAUUAUUAUUAUGCUAAUAAUUAUCAAUGUAUAACGGAUGAAAAAAAUAAUAAGCAAUAUAUUUUAUGGAAUAAUAGAACUAUAGACGUAACAUUUGUAUGGUUAUUUAUAACUAAAGAGUUUAAUGAAAAUAGAAAGAAAUAUACAGCUUUUUUGCCUUAUCUAAAACAUUUCUAUCCAAAGAGAUUAAAGGAUUUAAUUGAGCAAUUAGAAAAAUAUUCACUUUUGAAAUUUAAUUAUAUUAUGAAUAGCUCCUACCACAUGCAGGAGGAAUAUAACAAGAAUAAAGAACCCAGCAACAUCGAUAAUAAUGAUAAUAAUAAUAAAAAUAAUAAUGAUAAUAAUAAUAAAAAUAAUGAUGAUAAUAAUAAUAAAAAUAAUGAUGGUAAUAAUAAUAAAAAUAAUGAUGGUAAUAAUAAUAAAAAUAAUGAUGGUAAUAAUAAUAAAAAUAAUGAUGGUAAUAAUAAUAAAAAUAAUGAUGGUAAUAAUAAUAAUAAUAAUAAUAUGAACUCUAACGAUAAAGAUGUUCCAAUUAAUGAUAUGUUACUUUCAGAUAAAUCUACAUUAAAUGCAAAUAAACAAAUAGAUAAUACUCUUAUUAAUAAUAUAAAUAGCGGUUUUAAUAAUAUUAUAAAAAACAUGAGUAUUGAUGAUAAUACUAUAAGAAGCAUUAUGAACAAUAUGGAAAAUAUUACAAAGGGGAAAAAGAAAGGAAGAAAAAAAAAACAAACAAUAGAAAAUAAUGGUGAUAACAUUAAAGAAGAUAUAAAGAGUGGUAAAAAGGACAAGAAAAAGGAUAAUAUUAAUGAUAAUAAUAAUAAUAAUAAUAAUAAUGAUAACAAUAAUAAUAAUAUUAACAAUAAUAAUAACAACAAUAAUGAUAAUCAUAACAAUAAUAAUAAUAAUAACAAUAAUGAUAAUAAAAAUAAUCAGGGUGAUUCAAAAAAUGAACAAGAAAAGAAAAAAAAAACUAGACAAUAUAGAAAGAAAAGUAAAAUAACAAACGAUGAUAAUAAUGAGAAGAUAAAUAAAGAUAAUAUAAAUUCCAACAAUCCAAAAAAUGAUUUAAAAAACAAUGAAAUUGUAUGUAGUGAAGAGAAAAAUAGGAAAGAGGAUAACAUUCCUAAUGAUACACAUUAUAAAGAAAAAAGAAGAAAUACUUUUAAUUUAUUUAACUUAGAUGAAGGUACUAUAAACAUGGAUCUAUUCAAUUUGUCGUUGUUAGAAAAUGAUGAUGCCUUAAAUAAAAAGGAAAAUGAUAUUGUAUCAAAAUCGAAUAUACCUUCCUCCUUUUCAUCACCCCCUAAAGAAACUAAUAAUAAAAAUGACAUAGGCAAAGAACAAAGUGACAAACAUAAUAAUGUUGAAGAGUUUCAGAAUUUAAGUAUGAACAAAGAAAAAUCAAAAGAUUUGUAUUUUAAUAAGAAUGAUAUCCAUAAUAAUGAUAAUAAAGAUAAAAUGAUAAAUGAAACAAACUCAGUAACAUUUAUGCAGAACCUAAAGGAAACGUUUUAUGAAAAGACAAAAGCAAUGUUUUCUAAUUUAUUACCCGAUACAAAAAAAAGUAAAGAUGACGAAUUAAAUAAUGAGGUAGAUCAAAAUUGUGUAAAAACAUCAAGUGGCAUAUUAAAUAAGGAAGAAGAUAAUAAAAAGGAAUACCAUGAAAAACAUUUUGAUGAUAACACAAAUGAACAAAAAAAAAAUGUGGACAAUGGGGAAAAUAACGAAAUGACUGCAGAACCAGGAAGAAAAAAGAGAAAAAAGGAUGUGCUAGAAAGGAAAAAAAAAAAUCUAAAUAAAGAAAUUAUAAAGAGUGAAAAACGAAUACGAAAAUAUAGGACUAAAAAAAUGUUAUUGAAGGAGGCUAUGGAAAAUGGUAUAUCCAACAAUAUUGUUGAAAAUAAUAUAACAGCUAAUAAUAAUAAAAAUAAUGAUAAUAAUAAAAAUAAUGAUAAUAAUAAAAAUAAUGAUAAUAAUAGAAAUAAUGAUAAUAAUAAAAAUAAUGAUAAUAAUAAAAAUAAUGAUAAUAAUAUUAAUAAUAAUAAUAAUAAUAAUAAUGAUGAUAUGUUUUCUAAUUCGUAUGAUAAUUCAUAUAUUAAGGAAAAUAAAUAUAAUAAGAAAUUGUGCUUCCCACAAAAUAAUUUAUUAAGUGAUUUCAGGAGCGAACCAAUAUUAAUACAACAAGAUAAAAGAAAAAUAAUAAAAAUAAAUACCAUAAAUAAAAUAAAAAGAAAAUAUAAGAAAUUCCGUUUCUGUAUAAAUAAAGUUUUUAAAAAAAAAAGUAUAAAUGAUAUUAUUGCAUUAAAUGAAAACAUACAUAAAAAUAGAGAUUUAUUAACUCUAUUUAAAAAGAAAGAUCUUACUAAUUUAAAGAAAAAAAAUUUCUCUUUUUUUAUGGAUACAUUAAAACUUGAAAAAAUUGAUAUGCUAAUAAUGAAGAGAAUACAAAUGUGUUUAGAAAAAAUCAAAAAUACUCUCCUUCUUACAUGUACAAUUAAUAAUGUUCAAGAAAUUGUGAACAUUUUGAAAAAGGCUUUUGAAAAGAGGUUAUAUUUAAUGUGGCCUCUAAUUGAAUUUUCUAAUAAAUAUAGACUAGAUCAGUAUUUUCAUUUACUUGGUAAAAAUAAAAAUCAUAUCAACUCGUCUUUUAAGGAUACAAAGCUUUUCGUUCAUCAGAAUAUAAGCUCAUUAAUCCUAUAUUUUAAUCAACGAUCUAUGGACGACAAAUGGGUCGAAUAUUUGAAAAGUCAAAUGAAACCAAAACGUCGGAGGAGGAAAACAAAAAUGAAGGAACAAUUUUUGGAAGACAAACCAAUAGAUUACUUGAAUAGUAUGAAUAGUCAGCAUUCGAACAAUUUUAUUGGUGAAAAUUUUAGCGAAAUGGAGACUGUGGAAUCUAAGGCCAACGAAUACGCAUUUGUUGGUUAUAAUCAAAAGAGGUUGUUAACCCAAAUAACACCAUAUGAUUAUAGAGUUGUUUUAAAUUCCAAUAUUUGUAAUAAAUUUUUUACCCCGAAUUGGAGAGAGCAACAAAGCAUUUUUAUAGACAAUCUUCAUUUCGAUAUGGUACCCGACACAGACGAAAUAAAAAAACACUUUGAAAAUGUGUACAUCAGAUAUAUGGAAUAUGAUGAGGAGAAAUUAAGAAGCAAAUCAGAGACUAAAUCGAAAGGGCACAAAAUAAAAGAUAAAAAAUAUAAAAUGUUAUUUAAAAAAAAAGAAGGAAAAGGUAAGCCUGGAAGGAAAAAAAAAAUAAAAUUGGAAAUUGAAAAUGUGUCUAACGAAAUAAAAAUUAAAAAACCAAGAAAAAAAUAUGAAAGAGUGAAACCAAGAAAAAGUAAAAAUGUUAUUAUGCAUGAAGAAAAAAGUGGAAAUUCUGAGAAGCAAAUAAAUAAUGUAUUAAAUGUUACAAAUAUUGAAAA
This is a messenger RNA of Plasmodium reichenowi, 5300 nucleotides long. RefSeq lists its product as hypothetical. The annotation marks the transcript as partial. Gene Ontology annotation, cellular component: histone acetyltransferase complex. The record is from RefSeq and is a predicted model, not a curated record. The transcript is spliced from 6 exons. Gene Ontology annotation, molecular function: histone H3 acetyltransferase activity. NCBI's taxonomy places the organism in Eukaryota, Apicomplexa, Aconoidasida, Haemosporida, Plasmodiidae. Gene Ontology annotation, biological process: chromatin remodeling; positive regulation of transcription by RNA polymerase II.